Messenger RNA from Penaeus chinensis, 3999 nucleotides. Its product is annotated as excitatory amino acid transporter 3-like. Gene Ontology annotation, cellular component: plasma membrane. Lineage: Eukaryota; Metazoa; Arthropoda; Malacostraca; Decapoda; Penaeidae. The record is from RefSeq and is a predicted model, not a curated record. Gene Ontology annotation, molecular function: L-glutamate transmembrane transporter activity; neutral L-amino acid transmembrane transporter activity; glutamate:sodium symporter activity. Gene Ontology annotation, biological process: L-glutamate transmembrane transport.
GCGGCAGGAGGAGGCAUGGCGACCUCCGAGACCCCCCCGCAGCCUCCGCAGGGAGAGCUCCCGCUGCAGGAGGAGGAGGCCGCGACGCCCCACGACCGUCUCAUCACGACGCAGCCGACGAUCUCCACGUGGACGGACGGCCGCACCACCACCACCUCCGCCGCCAUGUCGCGCCCACGCUUUUCCUGCAAGCCCAGCGACAUCAAGCAGGCCAUCCGCAACAACCUGCUGCCCAUCCUCACCAUCUCGGGCGUCACGGGAGGCAUCGUCCUCGGCAUUAUCCUCAGCACAAGACAAGCAUCGUGAAGCCUGUCCUGGAGCCCAAUGAUUCAAUGCUCCCUAAGGAGGAGUGGGACAUCAAGAUGGAACACUCACGCGCCCUCAACAUCAUGGGCCUUGUGAGCUUUGCCACAGUGCUUGGUCUUGCCCUCUCAAAGCUCGGCCCCAAGGGGAAGCCUCUCCUGGACGUGUUCCACUCACUCUCCGAUGCCUCCAUGGUCAUCACCUCUUGGCUUAUUUGGAUCUCACCUAUUGGUAUCCUCUUCCUUGUGGCUUCCAUGAUGAUUGAGAUGGAAGACUUUAGUGUCAUGCUUGGUCAACUUGGUCUCUACUUCGGAACAGUUGUCUUGGGCAUUUUCAUUCACGGCUUGAUUAUCCUACCCACCAUCUACACACUGCUCACAAGAAGGCUGCCCUUCCGCUUCCUGGCCAAUAUGACUCAAGCCUACAUUACAGCCUUUGCAACUGCAUCCAGUUCAGGAACCCUGCCUGUGACCUUCCAGUGUCUUGAGGAGAAGAACAAGAUUGACACCCGUGUGACCCGAUUUGUCAUUCCCAUCGGAGCCACCAUCAACAUGGAUGGUACAGCACUGUACGAGGCAGUGGCUGCCAUUUUCAUUGCCCAAGUCAGAGGCAUGGCACUCACAAUUGGCCAGAUUGUUGCUAUCAGUAUCACAGCCACUGCAGCAGCUAUUGGAGCGGCUGGUAUCCCACAGGCUGGUUUAGUUACCAUGGUGAUGGUGCUUGAUGUUGUAGGUCUCCCAGCUGAAGACAUCACUCUUAUCAUUGCUGUUGAUUGGUUACUGGACCGAUUCCGUACCUUGAUGAAUGUUCUUGGAGACAGCAUUGGUGCUGGAAUUGUGUAUGAACUGAGCAAAAAGGAACUAGAGAAAAUGGGAAAUGUCAACGCAAAUGGAGAUGUGGAAAGGCCAUCCAACGAAAUUGCUAUGGACACAGUAGAGUCAAGCAAAAUGUGAGAUUUUGUGCAUGCAAAUUCCCAGGUAGAUAUAACAUGACCUAGCUCUGCCAUUCCUCUCACCUCCAGACUACAGGACAAUCCCUGUAGCCCACCAAAGGAGUCUACACAGAGCUAGACAAAAUCAACAUCUUCCCAACAUGAAACACUUUUCUAGACUGGUGUUCCAAAGAAGGUGCACAAUGACCCCAAAAUACAAGAGAAGGUUCAGAGUGCCCUCUCUUGGCUCUCCACAAAAUUCAGGUACCCUUUUUAGGGAGCCACACUUCAUAAUGUAUAGUUCAGGUUUUGUAAUAUAGGAGGCAAAAUGCCCUUGGGUUUAUAUCUGAAUAAUGAUUGCAGUAUCUAAGACUUCCAUAUUGUAUAAUUAUAAGAUUUCAACAACAAAUUAUUCUUAGAUAGGAUUACUGUUAAUUUGUUUGAUUACAUGUGGUACAUGAAAAGAGGAUUCAGUAGUUGUUUUUUUCCUAAUUACUGCAUUAUUCAUGGCCAGAUUGUUGUGCAGUAUUGCCAGUGAUUUUUUUUUUUUUUUUUUUUUUUAAUUAAUAUGGUGCUUUAUUCACAGGUUUUUGUAUGUUAUUUCCCAUCACACAACCAUUUUUGUAAAGUUCAUUUUACGUUUACUUACAUUCUCCACAAUCAUUUAUAUGUAUGAUUUCAUAUGAUCUGUCAGUUAUUGUCUGUGUCCACAGUAAUGUCUUCAGACAUUACAUUGAUUAAUUUGUGUAUGUUUUUCAGUCACUGGCAAGUGAAAUCAUAUCAUUGUUUUAGCACAAAACCAGAGCACAACUGUUGUACAUAAAGUAAGUGCAUUUAUUGUACAUCAAAUGACAAUAUUGAUAGAGAUAGUAUUUGGUAUUGUAUAGAGCAGUUUUGUAAUCGUUGUCUUGUUGGAAAGUCUACAGAUAUAUAUUUGUUGUAAAGUAGUGGAGUCGACCUCCAUGGCUGUCUGUGUUGAUGUCAGUUGUCAAAACAUAAUUUCCUUUUUCAAUUCAAAUGUGUAGUUAUGAGAAAAUUUUCUUUUUUUCAUGUAAUUUCAGGGUUAAAGAUCUUUGAAAAAUAGUUCAUUCAUAAAGGAAUAAGUUUAUAUAGUUUUUUUUUUUUUUUUUUUGAGACUGAAGUAGGGCAUCUUUUAAAAGCCAUUGUUCUGCCUGCAUUAUGAAUAAAGUCUGCUUUAUUUUCUGUUAUUUUCAUAUUAUAUGUUGCUAAAAACAAGUAUUCAUCAAAGAAUUUAAACCAUCUCUUUCAUUACCCAAAAAAUAUCAAAUCAAAUAUGGAACACAAGCAGUGUUUAAACCUUUCCUUUUGCAAAAAGAAAUAAAAAAGAUGGAAAAUCAAAGGAUACAAAGAAUAAUUUGUACAUUGGUUUUGCAGAAAUGGCUCACCCAAUGCUUUAGUUGAUGACAUCCACUGUAAAUUUGCAGUGAAAUGUACAAAACUGUAUUUUAGUUUUUCCUUCCCUGGGGACAUUGCCAUUGUAUAUUACCAUAGCUUACUAUAUUGUAAUAUUCUUGAUGGUAAUUUAUGAUGGAACUAUCCAAAGAUUUCCUUAUAUACAAUUUGCGUGUGUGUGUGUGUGCACGCGCGCGCGCACUACAUGCAUAUGAUUUCCUCAUUUCUAUGCAUGUGUGUAUUUAUGCUGUUAUAGCUGUAUACGUGAUGCUCAUACACAGACAACAAAAUGUAAAAAUAUAAAUUCACAGAGGAAAAAAAAAAACAAAGUGGUAAAUUGGAACUAGCAAUAAUAUCACAAAAUCCCUUAUUGUUGUAAUUGAAGAAAAUAUUAUAUUUAAUCAUAAUAUUAUUAAUAUCUUUGCUGAUAAUCAAGUUUCUCUAUUUAACUUCAAGAUUUCUCUUGUCUUGUGGAAACUCAAACAACUAGACUAAGUUUUCCUGUAAAUAGCGCCAUAAUUGUGGAUAGCAAGCAUUUAUAAGGGGCAAUCCAUUGUUUGAAAAACAUUUGUCCUUUAAAUCAACCAUUUCCUGUUAUCAUGUCAGAAGGCGAAACAAAAGAGAUGAAAUACAAUGAACUUGCAAAAGGGAUUUCUUUUUUUUUUUUUAUCCUGUCUUAUUGAUAGAAAUUUUAGAUUAUUGUUUCCUCACUAAGAUAUGAAAAGAAUUACAGCAUCAUUCUUAUAUUUGUUGUUUUUUUUGGAACUGCAGACAGUUGAAGUAGAUCCUUUGUCUCAUUUUGUGCAACACUUUGAUUUUGAAAUUUCGAUAAUUUGAUAAUAUUUCAAAUCAUUAAUUUCUCAUGCAGCCCAAAAUAUGAUUUUUAUCAAUAUGAUGAUUUGAUGUCAUAGCAUUUUAUUUUUCAUGAGGAGAAAUAAUAUUCAUUAAUAUUUCCUUUAAUACUACUUUCUCCAUAACUUUUGAAAUAUAAUUUUUUACUUAUUUGACUUGAUAGAGUAGAAUGCAUGAUGUAAGGUUACCAGAAUGAAUGGAAUAUUCUUCAAAUCAUGUAAAGCAUAAUUUAAUCCUAGCGGACCAAAUAUCUCAGACUAUGAUAGUUGAAGCUGAUACUAGAUAAAUGGUGUGGAAAAUGAUAGACGACAGUGCUUUUGUUCGCAAAGUAAAGUGUGAACUAGCUUAAGUACUUUAAUAAGAUAUUGAGGGCCAGUAUGAAGACAAAAGACCCAUUUGAUGUGCAAAUAUAACAAAAAUGAUGAUAAUAAUUUUCUUUCAAAUCAGCUGUAUCUUAAGCUCAAACUGCAGUGUAAGUAAUAAAUUUACAAUGUAAGAAA